Molecule: messenger RNA, 2593 nt
Organism: Biomphalaria glabrata
Lineage: Eukaryota; Metazoa; Mollusca; Gastropoda; Planorbidae
Product: ADP-ribosylation factor-related protein 1-like
Exons: 10
Coding region: 838-1446 (202 amino acids)
Biological process (GO): protein localization to organelle; Golgi to plasma membrane protein transport; intracellular protein transport
Cellular component (GO): Golgi apparatus
Molecular function (GO): GTP binding; GTPase activity
Source: RefSeq, a predicted model, not a curated record
UGCUUUUUUUUCAACCCUAACCUAUGUAACAUAUAAUUUUAUUUUUUAGAUCUAGAUCUAGUAAUUGAUUAUCAAAAAUACACAAAAAAUCACAAUUUAGUGUUGCAUUCAGUCUUUUGAUAAAGAAUAUUAUGUAGGCUAGCUAAAAAUUGCAAAAUAAUGCGGAUAUUCAACUUCAAGGCAAUCAAGCAACUGACAGUGCCACGGGUUCGAUACGAAUUGAAUAAAAAUAUUUUUUAAAAUUCAUUUUUUAUUCUUAUUUUAUUAUAUUUGAAGUUUAACGAUGGAAGUAUUGUCUUUUCUUUUAAAAUAUAUUUUAAAUUUUUUGUCCUGUUUUUAGUUCACAUUUUGUAAUGAGUUUAAUUAAAUCCGUGGAAAUAGUUGUUUUUAUUGUUUCAGAUAUUCCCUCAGAAUUGAAGACUAUUACAUCUGAUCCCAAAGCUUCCAGAGGACGACUGGAGAUGGUGGUGGGUAGGGUUCGAGCCCGGGAUCAACGAGAAGACCCAGAGGAAUCAAACUUUCUGUCAAAACUAGACUUAGAUCUAAACAAAUACAAGGCUAAAAAGAAACAAGAGUAAUUCCCCCUUGGCUUUUUACCGGAAGGUAAACACGUCAUACUGAGUGCAGUGUCGCUUCAAGUUUAGAAAAACUUUCUCAAACUUCAGUUCCAUAUCGUAGAAGAUGACAGCAUUUUAUGUAUUACACACGUCAGACGAAAUUGUAAAGUGACUGAUAUUGUAAAACCUGGGUACAUUUUAGAAAACAAGUAAAAAGCAAGCUAUAAAAAUGAGCAGCUGUUCCUCUGUUUAGUCCAUUUUGAAAAGUAAACCCUCUAAGAUGUAUACUCUGCUGUCUGGCUUCUACAAGUACAUGUGCCAGAGGGACCAGUACUUCGUUCUCAUCUUAGGCUUGGACAAUGCUGGGAAAACAACAUUUUUGGAACAAACAAAAACAAAGUUUAACAAAAACUACCAAGGAAUGAAUCUAGCCAAAAUAACAUCAACAGUUGGACUCAAUAUUGGAAAAAUUGAUGUUGGCACAUCUCGCUUGAAUUUUUGGGACCUUGGAGGACAGGAGGAACUUCAGUCAUUAUGGGAUAAAUACUAUGUAGAGUCCCAUGCUGUGAUCUACAUUGUAGACUCCUCGGACAGAGAAAGAGUUGAAGAAUCAAAAGAAGCAUUUGAGAAAAUGGUCAUGAAUGAUAAUCUUGCUGGUGUUCCACUGAUGUUACUAGCCAACAAGCAGGACUUGGAGGGUUGCUUAAAAGUGACAGAAGUCAAGACCAUUUUCAAUGAUCCCCUGCAGGUAAUGGGUCAACGUGAGUCUUGGGUUCAGGGUGUUUCCGCACUUAAAGGUGAUGGUGUUCAAGAGGGAAUCGACUGGCUUGUGGAGGCCAUCAAACGAAAUAGCUCAUCACGUCCUCCACAACAGAAAGAGAUCACAUGAUCUAGUCAAGGGGAAGUUCAUCGAUUGUUCCUUUCUUUCCUGUUCAUCUUUUUGUGUCCUAAUUUUCAUUCCUUCAUCAGAGGUUAUACUUGAGAUUGGAGCGCAACAAAAAAAGACUUAUUUCUUUGGUUCAAUCAACAUUUGUAGCUCUGUACAAAGGAUGUGACUUUUCAUAGAAAAAUGUGACUAUACCGGUAUUUAAAAUUGUUUAUUGGUGAUGCCAACUAUUUAAUAUUUAUCAAGUUUGAAGAUCUGUGUUGUAUAAUUCUAUUCUAUGAGACUGCACUCAGUUUGAGCUGACAGAGUGACAGCUGAAUUGAGGAACAUAUGACUCAAUGAUAUGCCAGGUAUCUUCAUAACUCUGUAAUUAGUCCAAGGGACAGGUGCAAAGUUUUAUUUCACUUGUCUGUAAUAACAGGAUAUGAUACAAAGAUAUUCUGUAAAGGAACAUUGAGGAAGAUUUUUACUAGAACAAACUAAGAGGAUCUUACUGCUAAGCACAUUGUGAGAUUGAGUGAGGAAAUUCCCUUGAAAAUCUGCUUGAUAUUUAAGUUACAGGUAUCCUGUUACAAAUAAAAUUGUUAUUCUAGUGCAUCACUCCUCAAUACUUGGUGCACUCAACUAAAUAUAACUUGAUUGUAAUUCUACUUAGCUAUUAUGAGUUCAUACCCUUGAUAAUAGUUCCCUAAAUAGGAAGUAGAAAGAUUUUUAGAAUAAAAAAUUAAAUUUUUUCAUCUUGUUAUUUCUGUGUGUUGCUGGUGUAGAGGAUAAGAUGUAUUUGUAUCUUUUUAUUGAUCUCAGAGCUUUUGGUAAAUGUGGACAUUUAGUGUAGAGAUGCAUUCAACCUUGACUUUUAGGAAUAGGGUCACAUUAGAUGGCAUGGAUCUUCCAAUUGUAUAUUUUUUCUUGCAUGUGUUAACUGGCUUUUAUAAGCUUCGGGGAAGUUUUGUUUUUUUUCAUUCUCUUUAACAUGAAUAAUUGACAUUGUUGAAAAUGGUCUGUGUUGGUCUUGUCAAUUUGUCUGUAAUUUUUGGUUAUUAUUAGUUCAAUAAUAAUAAUCUUGAAAUAAUGUUACAUUUUCUUAUUGUUUUGAAAAUGUUAGUGUUAUGGUGAAAAAAAUGUAAUUAAAAAAAACAAACAAACAAAA